Messenger RNA from Puccinia graminis f. sp. tritici CRL 75-36-700-3, 3753 nucleotides. RefSeq lists its product as uncharacterized. Bases 1 to 3753 code for a protein of 1250 amino acids. The record is from RefSeq and is a predicted model, not a curated record. Lineage: Eukaryota; Fungi; Basidiomycota; Pucciniomycetes; Pucciniales; Pucciniaceae. The transcript is spliced from 9 exons.
AUGCUAGAUAUCAAAGCAUUAGCGGUCCCAACUGCAGCAGACAACACGGAACAGAAAAUUCUGGGUGCGUUUAUUUGGAAGAUUCCACACAGGCUAGGCGCUUGCACAAUUGAGUGCCGUUCGUGUGGCGCAUUGCAUUGGAUGGAAGAGUCAGCCAUCGUGGACCGGAAACUCCUCAACAUCAGUUUCUCCAGUUGUUGUCAAAAGGAUAAAGUAACACUGCCUGUUGUGGAUGAUAGUUACCCCGGAUAUCCUCUCUCGCUGCAGUCUCUCUUCAUGGGCGAAACGGAAGAGUCCAAAAACUUCUUAGAUCUAAUUAGAAUGUAUAACAAUUCAAUCAGCUUCACUUUGCUGGGUGCAAAGGUUGAUUCCACCGUUCAAGGCCAAAAAGGAAUCUACGUUUUCAGAAUCAACGGCGGCCUUACACACCGGAUUUCCAGUAUUGAGCCAGUCGAGGGCAGCGAGCCAGCAUACGCACAAAUCUUUGUGGUGGGCGAAGGGGGGACCGAAGAAGCAGAGUUGCGGAUGAAUAAGGCUCAAGGCAAAGGUGGGGCUAGAGGAAGAGGGAGUAGGCUCUGCGUGAAGAAUAUCAAAAAACUGGUUGAUUUUCUGGACAGUUACAAUCCUUAUGCGGUGCUGUACAGGUGUGCACAAGAGGUCCUUCAGCAAACGAACGCCAAAACGUUAGCUCUUCAGGGGGUUCAACACCCAAGUGGAGAUCCCAAACGGUACAAUCAGCCUUCCGUUGACGAGAUUGCAGUGGUAAUUCACGGUGACGGCGAUACAAUAGGGGAACGACAGAUUGUCCUUCACCGGAACGAUGGGCUACUCGACAUCAUUUCGGACGUCCAUUCAUCUUACUUCCCAUUAAGAUAUCCAUUGUUCUUUCCUUAUGGCUCUCAGCAAUGGGACAACCUGUAUCAAGCGUGGACUGGACGUGUUAAUGGCAGAAAGGUUGGCUCUUUGGAAUGGUUUGCAUUCCUCUUGUUCGAGCGCAAAGAAGACUUCUCCCCAAUUCUAGCCGGGAGGUCACUGUUCCAAGAAUUCUUGGUGGACAUGUACGUUGUCGUUGAAAGAUCCCGCCUCCGAUUUAUCACUUUCAACCAAGGAAAAUUGAAGGCAGCCCAAUAUGACAAGUUGAUAUCGUUGAUCGAUGGAGUUGCGCCCAGUUGUGGAAGGCGAAUUAUCCUACCAUCGUCAUUCAUUGGGAGCCCCCGGUACAUGCGCCAACUAUAUCAGGAUUCAAUGGCUAUUUGUCGGAAAUACGGCCCGCCUUCGCUUUUCAUAACAAUGACAGCAAAUCCGCGGUGGAAAGAGAUUCAGGACCAGCUGAAGCCAGGCCAGAAAGCUUAUGAUAAUCCAACAGUUGUCGCUCGAGUUUUCCACCUUAAGUCAAGGGAGCUGCUGCAUCAACUUGUAAAGCUUAACCGUCUCGGGAAGGUUGUCGCUUAUGUUUUGACAAUUGAGUUCCAGAAAAGGGGUCUUCCUCACAUUCACCUGAUGUUGACACUGGACGAGAAGGACAGGCCCAUUACUCCAGAGAAAAUCGACUUGUUGGUCAACGCCGAAAUCCCGAAUAAAGACGAUGAGCCUAAACUCCACUCAUUAAUCUCAGAUUUCAUGCUCCAUGGGCCUUGCAAUGGAAGAGCUUGCUGGACAGAGAAAGGCUGUCGCCUUGGCUUUCCGAAACCACUCACACCAAGGACAGUCACAGUGGACGGCACAUACCCUAUCUACAGACAAAGGGAAAAUGGACCUACCAUUCAAAAAUUCACCACACAGUUCGAUAAUGGUUCUGUGGUUCCAUUCAACAAAUACCUCUCACUGAUGUUCGAAUGCCACAUAAACGUCGAAGUGCCGGUCAGCUCAUCAGCAAUCAAGUACCUCUACAAGUAUAUAACUAAAGGACACGAUCGGUCUUACCUCAAGAUUCAGGAGGAAGAUGAAACGAAAGCUUUUGUUGAUGCCCGGUAUAUUUCUCCCCCAGAAGCUGCUUGGCGUCUGUUGAAAUUUUCACUCUCUGAACGAUAUCCAGCCGUAACGAGGUUAGCACUUCAUGAAGAUAAUGAACAACUUGUUUACUUCGACAGUGAGGAAUCGGCUGUUGGUCAAAUCAAGUCAGGAAGUGCAGAGAACACCAUGUUGACAGAAUUUUUCCGCUUGAAUGCGGAGAAUGGACGGGGCGCAGAUAACCAAAGUGCUCGGACCUUAUUUUACGAGGACAUUCCGGCUUACUUUUCGUGGAGCAGAAGUGAAAAGAAAUGGAAGCCACGGAAGACUAAAUCUGAAGCCGUGGGUCGCAUCUACGGAAUCUCAUAUCUGGCGGGCGAAAAAUUUUAUAUGCGAACGCUGCUCCUUCACCGGAAGAAUAUCGUCUCUCAUGAAGAUCUCAAAACAGUAGGAAAUCGUAUUGCAGGUUCGUAUCAAGAAGCAUGCAACUGGCUAGGACUGCUGGUGGACGAUACGUUGUACCAUGCGACUUUAAAUGAAGCAAGUUUUGUGCGCUCGGGUUUCCAAUUAAGUCAACUAUUUGCUAUGAUAUGCGUUCAUACCCCUCCGUCCGCUCCAAUGCAACUCUUUGAAGACCAUUAUGAAAAUAUGACCGACGACAUCGUAAGGGUUGAUAUGAAAUUUCGGGAUAGCGAGACUCUAACACUGGAUGAAAGGCGUCUACUGGGUCUUGCAAGAAUUGAUUCAAUGUUACAUGAGUUGGGUAGCAAUCUUCAAAGAUGUGGUCUCGUCACUUCAGCGGAGGAAUCAUCAUUCUUGAUGAAUAUUCAUGGAAAUGAACCAAUCAUCGAAUCGAUUGAGCUCAUCAGGGAUCGGUUAGUUGCCAACCUGUCAAGAUUUAAUGAAGAUCAGCUAUACAUCUAUACACAAGUCAAACGGUGCCUACUGGCGAGAAAGGGCCAACUCUUCUACAUUGACGGUCCUGGGGUAGUGGCCUCCUCGGGAGUGGCGGCACUUCUCUUGAAGGGCGCUGCCGUUUGGAGGGAAGGUCCAACAGGAAAAGAAGCGAAGCGAAACCGGGCUUUUGCCAGAGCAUUACUCGGAAUCGGGGAGGGAAGAACCAACACUCAGGAGAAUGAUGUGAUCAAGCCAAAACAUCUUCACAUAAUGAGCUUUUCUACUCCCCAGGAAAGCCGUAAAGCACUAAUAAAUUUCGUCUACGAACACCUCGCAACCUAUGCAGGUCGACCACCAUCCGAAAAUGCGGAUUACCUGCAAGACCGGUGCAUUUUGGCACCUCUAAUCAAGGAUGUAGCGAUCUUGAAUGAUGAAAUAACUGCAAUUUUGCCGGGUAUAGGUUUCAUGUCAAAGUCGAUUGAUAUUCCGGACCCUGAAGGAUGGAACAGUCUACCAGAAGAAUGCUUAAAUACACUAUCACCACCUGGCCUACCAGAGCAUCGAAUUCUACUGAAAGUUGGCAUGCCUAUUGUAAUCAUUAGAAAUCUUUAUAUCGCAAGAGGAGUGUGUAAUGGAUCGAGGAUGAUUGUCAAGGAGGUUGGGGAAGGAUUCAUCUUGGUCCGUCCAGCUUACGCGAUGUCGAUCAACAAGUCUCAAGGUCAAACAUUGGCGUGUGUUGGAGUACUUUUGGAGACUGAUUGCUUUGCCCAAGGUCAACUUUAUGUCGCCCUUUCAAGAGUAUCAAAUCGGAGGGCUGCUUGUAACUUGGAGGGCCUUGCGGGAGGGGGAGAGGGUUAUGAGGGAUUGGCACUCCCACUCCCCCAAAAUGAAUAUCAAAGCUUUUGA